ACAAACAACAUACGUCACGUGGUGCGUAGGGCAGACAGCCAUUGCACUCAGCUGGGCAUAGAGACCUUAGGACCAGAACUACUGGUUAUAUUUUCAUAUUUCCAACCACAGACCAUGUAAAUCUCACAGUGACAGUUUCUAAGGGACUUCUAUUCUUAAUAGAGCCUGUGUCAUCAUGGCUUGUCCCUUACCAGGCGAAUCCCGGGCUUUGGGGCCUGGUGAAGAUCAUCCAGAGUCUGCAUCAGAGACCCGGGCGCCCGUUCGACCCCGGCCGCCUCAGCAGCACCUUCAGCCGGCGUGCGUGAACGCUGCUGCCGCGGUCAUGGUGGAGGCUCUGGAUGAUGCAGAGGGGCUCUUUGUAGCCGUGGAGAGAUGUCCGCUCUGCAACACGGCCAGACGCAGACUGACCUGCGCCCGAUGCAUUCAGAACGGCGAUUUCGUGUAUUUUGACGGGAGAAAUCCAGAGAGGUAUUCAGAAAAGCUUGAAAGACUACAAAAGCUCAAAAAUGAAAAGGAGAAUCUUCAACAGAGAGUCAUCAAAGCCAUGGACAAGAAGGUCCAGGCAGACCAGCUUAGGUGGAAAAUCAUGUCAUGCAAGAUGAAAAUUCAGCAACUCAAAGAGGCCAUCUGUACCGGCAAUGAAGAAGUGAAGAGUGGGAGGGAGCUGUUAUUGCGUUCCCAGGAGGAAGGGCAGCGACUGCAGCGCAGGGCCAGCCGACAUCAGGAAAAGAGGGACAAAAUUAAGCGACAUAACCAACGUCUAGGCGAGCUCCUGGAGAAGAGAUCCAAAGAGCUGCAGGGGAGGCUGGAGGUCCUGGCUGAAGUGCGGAGAGAGCACAUCCUGGAGCUCACCACUCACAUCUUCAACAUCCAGGAAGAGAAGCAGGGCAGCAGGGACCCAGCAGAGGCUGAGAAUGACCUUGCUCUGACCUCCAGCACCGUCAGUGAACUCGCAGAGGCGAGGCGAAUCACCUACAGCUCAGGCCGCUGGAUCUGGGACGAUCAGAACGGAGAGACGAGCAUCAGUAUCACUGGGCCACACGUCACACUUCCCAGUAAUGGAGACUGCUCAGGCUAUUACAGCUGGGUGGAGGAGAAGAGUGGAAAUCAGGGGCCAGGUACAGAACUUAUGGAGUUGGACCACAUCAACCCGGCACACACCAUCAGUGCCGCCCUCUGCUAUGCUACACAGCUCAUCAAUAUCCUGUCUCAUAUUCUUGAUGUCAACCUUCCGAAAAAGUUGUGCAACAGUGAGUUCUGCGGUGAUAAUCUGACCCGCUACCGAUUCACCCGUGCUGUAAACAAACUCAACACCAACAUCCUGCACCUCUGCUUCUCACAGCAUGUUGACAGUGAGCUGCUUCAUCCUCACCACACUUUGAGGAAUAUAAUGUUUCUGGUGUCUCCAGCAAACAAGAAACUUGGCAGAACUGGGCCGUUUGAGGUGAGCGCUGACUUGGAAGAAUCUAUGGAGUUUGUGGAACCAGAGGCGGCUGGACCGACAGAGGAGAGCGGAGACGAGGCUGUGACGGAUGAAGAAACAGACUUGGGCACUGACUGGGAGACUGUUCCAAGCCCUCGCUUCUGUGACAUCCCUUCCCAGCCUAUGGAUCUGUCACAGAGUGGCAUGCAGGCGUCCCAGCCAGUUGGAAAUGCAGGGGGCAUGAUCUCCUCUGCGGCUGCCUCCGUCACGUCCUGGUUCCGCGCCUACACCGGGCAGCGCUGAGACCCGGUGGAUGUGGGGGUGGUUCAGUCGGUUAGACCUAUGCAAACACCCUAUUACUGUCAUCCUCACUUAUGUCAGCUUGGCCAUUGGGAGAAUUAAAGGGAAGUUUCAUCUGACUGCUCAUACUGAAUAAAUGUGUGGUAGAAACCAGAGUGAAGCAUGUGAUCUUGAGAAACAACUCUUGUGUGGUUUUAUUGCAGGACGGAAGAGUGUAGUGAACUACUUUUGCAUUUUUGAUCUUUUGUAGCUCACAUUAAACUGUAGAUACCAGUCAACUUUAUCCAGUGUACAUUGCCAAAUAUUUUUGUUUGCUCAUCGGUGCAGAAAUUGUACAUUUGAAGCAUCGCUUAGACAGACUUUGCUUUUAGAGUUUGUUUGAUGGAUUGCACCUUUUUUACCAGCUCUUCAAGGAACCUUACUGUAUAAAUGUUGCUGGACUUGUCUGAGAGAAUGGCAAAUAUUAUCGGUGUGUCUUGUUUUAUUAGAUUAUAAAUUUACAAGAGGAAUUGUAUUUUAUGGACAUAAUUUUUUCCCCUUUAUAUUUCCUCAACCACUGCAGAAAUAUCCUGCUUUAUCCAUUGGGAGAGAGGCUGGCUGUCUAUUUGCCCUUAGGAUUUAUGUACAAGUUUAUUUUUUCACCAUUAUUUUUUAGUUGUUGAAAAAAAAUACAUAUUUACCUAGUUUCAUUGUAGAAAUGUUUUAUUUGUAUUAGCAGACUUCUUCAAUUAUUAAACAGAAUACCUCUCUGAAAUGCAAUAGGAAAUGAAGCAUUAUUCCUGUAUACACAGACUUUGAAAAUGGAUUGUUUAAAUAUGAAGUUUAUGGUCUCAGUUCCAUUGUAUUUCUACUCUCCUACAAGACAUGAAAGCAAAACUCAAGUAUCUGUGAGUACAUUUCAAACCCUAGGAUUUUCACCUAGGACAUUUUAUAUAUUUUUAAAUUUGACACGUUUAAAGGCAUUAAAGGAAUGUUAAAUGUGCACCAAAUAUUAAAGAAGUGAAUAACAUUUCUGACAAAAUAUUUAGUUAUGUACAUCAACAUGAAAUCAAGAUUCAUCAUAUUAGCCACUGUGUUGAGACCAGCUGAAUACUACUCUCAAGUUGAGAUUUUCUUUUGCAGAAUAUCAAACACAUGGGUGAGAAAUACAUUUUUGCAUAAGGGAUUUCUAUUAUUGGUAACAAAACGUUAGUGAUACUACAAUCCAGACUAACAUGCAUUAGUAUGCUCAAGACCUUUGUGUCAAAAAAAUGCCAGGGUAAGUCUAAAAUUUAAGAUUUUUUAAAUCAUGAUUUGAAAGUACUGACAAAGGCAGGCAGUUUUAAACCAUUUACUGCCAGCUAACUUAAAUCCAAGGUUUGACCCACUUAUUGGAAACCAUUGGAAACCAGACUUUUUAUUGCUCAGUAACACAUUUUCCACUCAGGAAUGUGCACUUAAAGUCAAAGCUUGAAACAUAAGCACUAAAAUGAAAGCUAAUGGAUGUAAAGUAUAGAUCCAAAGUUUGGAAAUUAAAUCCCAGUUAGGAUUGAUGUGGAUUUUUAAUAAUAGACUUAAGUACUAUAAAUUCAAAUGUUCUAACCCAA
Molecule: messenger RNA, 3309 nt
Organism: Onychostoma macrolepis
Lineage: Eukaryota; Metazoa; Chordata; Actinopteri; Cypriniformes; Cyprinidae
Gene: atg14
Product: autophagy related 14
Exons: 10
Coding region: 176-1726 (516 amino acids)
Biological process (GO): autophagosome assembly; mitophagy; cellular response to starvation
Cellular component (GO): mitochondria-associated endoplasmic reticulum membrane contact site; phosphatidylinositol 3-kinase complex, class III; extrinsic component of omegasome membrane
Source: RefSeq, a predicted model, not a curated record